AACUCUUUAGCUUAAGCCUCUCUCGUACAUUGGUUUCAGGGUUUUCACUACUGGCGAGAAUUGAAAGACGCUUCCAGAGAGAUCAUCUCCGUUAAACCCUAGAGAAUUACGGGUAUUCACCACAUGGCUUUCUUAAGUAAAGUUGGAAGGAUAUUUAGUCAGACCAGCACCAAUGUCACUGCCUCUAGCUCAAUGCUACAGAGCAUACGUUGCAUGUCUUCAUCGAAAGUCUUUGUUGGAGGUAUCUCCUACAGCACUGAUGAGUUUGGCUUAAAAGAAGCUUUUAGCAAAUAUGGAGAAGUUGUUGAUGCAAAAAUUAUUGUGGACCGUGAAACUGGCAGAUCAAGGGGAUUUGCUUUCGUGACAUUUACUUCAAGCGAGGAGGCUAGUAAUGCCAUGCAAUUGGAUGGACAGGACCUUCAUGGUCGAAGAAUUAGGGUGAAUUAUGCAACUGAAAGAGGAAGUGGGUUUGGAGGAAGGGGAUUCGGUGGCCCUGGUGGUGGAUAUGGUGCUCCAAAUGGUGGUUACGGUGCUCCCUCUGGUGGUUAUGGAGGGAACUCUUCUUAUGGUGGAAAUGCUGGUGGUUACGGAGGUAACUCUCCGUAUGGUGGCAAUGCUGUUGGUGGCGGUGGUGGUGGUGGUUAUGGAAGCAAUUUUGGCAGUGGUAGCGGAUAUGGUGUUGCAGGUGGUGUUGGUGGGAGUGACAACUUUGCCCAAGGCAGCUCCACGAGUGCUGGCUUUGAUAACAAGUUUGGCAGUAACCAACCAUUAGGCAACGAUACAGAUCAUCAGCUGGAAAGUGGUUUUGGAGGUGAUGAACAAUUUGGUGGCAGUGAAAAUCAAUUUGGUGAUGCAGAGAACGGUAAAACAGAGAAUGGUCCUGAUGGGUUUGAUCAUACUGACGAUGGUGAUGUUGCUAAGAGAGCCUAGUCUCUACAAUUGUCGAGUCUUCCUACCUUUGCGUCAGUCUUGGAACUUUUGUUAUACUGGUUCAGUCUUAACUAGUGGAAGUUUCUUAAUUUCUACUUUUGACGUUUGUGGUUUGUUUAUCAUGUAGGAACCUCUCUAUUGUUGGUCGCGUUUUUUCCUUGUUUUCUGACAUUUGAGGCCACAUAAAAUAAUAAAAACUGUAAUAACUUAUAACAGAGA
Capsella rubella is the source of this 1149-nucleotide messenger RNA. RefSeq names its product glycine-rich RNA-binding protein 5, mitochondrial. The record is from RefSeq and is a predicted model, not a curated record. NCBI's taxonomy places the organism in Eukaryota, Viridiplantae, Streptophyta, Magnoliopsida, Brassicales, Brassicaceae. Gene Ontology annotation, molecular function: RNA binding. The transcript is spliced from 5 exons. Bases 124 to 930 code for a protein of 268 amino acids.